UCCGCUCUUGACACUCCCAACUCUGCUACUUUGCUUCGUGCAUUCAAGGUUGAUAUUUGUACUGGGUAUAUUGUGGAAUUUGAGAUUGUGAGGGGUCAAAAGAUGAGGCAGCUUAUAAUGCUGGAUGAGGGUUUGAGGAUUCUUGAAGAAGGGAUUGUGAAAGCAAAUAACAUUCUGAUUGGACACCCGCCCAAGUCAUUGUUCUCCGGUGAAGAUUAUAUGAAGUUCUAUAACUGUGUUUAUACCAUGUGUUCUCAGAGACCACCUUAUGAAUAUUCAGAGGAGCUUUAUGAAAGAUACAAAACUGCUUUGGAAGCGAGCAUUGUUUCAAUUGUGCUGCCAUCACUAUAUGACAAAUAUGAUGCCUAUUUGCUCGUGAGCCUUCUGCAAAUGUGGUCAAAUUACAAGGUGAUGACAAAGUGUUUGUUGGGAUUUUUCCAGUACCUUGAUUAUCACUUCGUUAGUAGAAGACACGUUCCAUCACUCAAUGAUCUUGCCAUUCUUUGCUUUCACAAUCUGGUCUGCAGUAAGUUGUAUGAUAAGUUUAGAGAUGCUGCAAUUUCCCUGAUCAAUCAGGAGCGGAAUGGGAAACAGUUUCAACAGGAUUUGAUAAAGAAUGUCUUGGAUUUCUUUGUGGAAAUUGGAGAGGGAAAGAUAGAUUACUAUGAAACUUUUGAGCAGUUCAUGCUUGCAGAUGCAGCCAGUUAUUACUCUCAAUUAGCUUCAGAGAUGCUUUGGUACAAAUCAUCUACAGAUUACAUUCAAAAGGUUGCGUGGUUUUUGAUUCAAGAGAGAGAAAGAGCUGGUCGGUACUUACGGCAGGCCUCCCUAGAGAAGUUACUUGAGAUUGUGAAAUGUAAAUUGAUGGGUGACACUGCACAGAUAGAAAAGCAAAAGGCUGAGAGCCAUGACACUGAAACUUAUCAGGAUCUACUGUCAAAAUAUGCUGGCAUGAGCAUUGGAGAGGGAAGUUCUGGGCAAACCUAUCGAUUUUCUUUUAGUAAUUAAUUAUUAUAGGUUGAUGAAACAGUUAACACAAAAUCCACUGAUUUUUGUAAGCAAAUAUAUGAGGAAUAGUUUGCAAUGGAAUUGAUAGGUUUUAAGAUGCCAUGCUCAAAUCAAAAAGUCCAUGUGUGUGUUACUGUGUAUAUAUCAAUACAUAUGUGCCUUCUACAAUUGAGCAUUUUUGUUGGGAUUCAGUAAUUUUUGGUUCAUUAAUUUACUGGUAAAAACUGCCUACAGUUUCUCCUUG
Corylus avellana is the source of this 1252-nucleotide messenger RNA. RefSeq names its product cullin-1. Gene Ontology annotation, molecular function: ubiquitin protein ligase binding. NCBI's taxonomy places the organism in Eukaryota, Viridiplantae, Streptophyta, Magnoliopsida, Fagales, Betulaceae. The record is from RefSeq and is a predicted model, not a curated record. Gene Ontology annotation, biological process: ubiquitin-dependent protein catabolic process.